Messenger RNA from Glossina fuscipes, 1493 nucleotides. RefSeq names its product thioredoxin, mitochondrial. Gene Ontology annotation, cellular component: cytoplasm. The record is from RefSeq and is a predicted model, not a curated record. Lineage: Eukaryota; Metazoa; Arthropoda; Insecta; Diptera; Glossinidae. The coding region runs from base 905 to 1396 and encodes 163 amino acids. The transcript has 3 exons. Gene Ontology annotation, molecular function: oxidoreductase activity, acting on a sulfur group of donors, disulfide as acceptor.
AGUUUUAUUACCUCAUUAAAUUAGACCCUCUACAAGCCUGCAUCGACAUAAGGGAUAAAUUCAUGCAUCAAUAGAAUAUAGUUAUGAAAAUGUUAAAUAUGAGAUGUAGAAGAAGUUUAAAGCUUUGCGGAACACCAACAGAAGAGCUAUCAAUCAUAGCCCAACCCGUUAACAGGUAAUAAGUUUAAUCGACCUGAAAUUAUAUUCAACAUAUACCUGCAUAAAAUUAAUAUAGCCUUAUACCGCAUGUGUAGAUAUAGGGUAUAAAAAUGAAAACAAACAUUCAACUCAUGCUUCGGUCGAUCUCUAAAAUUUCACCUACACGGGCAUCUGUUUACUUUUUUAUAUGGGCCUUCUGCUUCUCUUUUCAUUUUUUGUAACGGAUAUUUUCAUCGUGUUCAUCAAGCAAGCAAUCGAUGAUACAUACAGUGCUGCAUUAUCGACCAUUGUAAGCAGUAAGAGAAGUAAAUUUAUCCAUUUUAAGGUAAUUACUCUUCCUCCUAUUUUUUUUUUUUUUUUUGUUAAUUAAUCUUCCUUCUCUUUAUAUGAUGAAAACACGAAUUCUUGCUUGAUUUUAAUUGAAAUGACGGAUAUUACCUUAUAAGGCUAAAAAUAACUCUUAUCCACAUUCGUGUAAGAAAUCGUUCCUAUUAAUAAUAACUUUUUUAGGAAGAAAUGGAAACAAUCUGCGGUAUGAAAUCGUUAAAAUUUAUUUAUUUUGUUUUUUUUAGUUUAUUCAAACUUGAGUGCGUGCAAUAUUAUAAAAAUGAUAUGGCAACUCUUUGUGAAGAACACUCAUCUUUUACAUGGUUUUUAUAAACCUGAAAACUUGGAAAUAUUUUUAGAAAUAUUUUCUAAGCUGAUUAUAAAAGUAAUAAGAUAAAGAGCAUUUUUUUGGCAAAGAAUGUUAAAAUUGCCCACUUUGGUAGCUCGCUUACAAGCUUCUCCUGCUGUUGCACAGCGCUCAUUACCCAUCACUCUAAGUGCAAUACAAAAAUUCUCCCAGUCACAGACAACGCUAAAGAUAUACAAUAUUAAUAAUCAUAACGAAUUCGAUCAGAAGAUCAUCAAUAGCAAUGUACCCGUUAUUGUUAACUUUCAUGCCGAUUGGUGUGCACCAUGCAAAACUCUUACCCCUAUGCUAACCACUCGAUUAGAGAAUGCCGAUGAUAUUGAUUUGGCCGUAAUCGAUGUCGACAAGAAUAUCGAUUUGGUAGAAACAUUUGAUGUUCGGGCCGUACCGGCUAUAUUGGUUUUUCGAAAUGGCAUUGUAACUGACAAACUUGUUGGCUUAAUGGAUGACGGAAAUAUAGAGGAAUUUAUUGAAAAAAUUCGAACGAAAGCACGCCUUCAAAAGGAAACCGAACGUGAAGAAGCGACGAAGAAAUCGAAAUGAUAAUAACACCAAUGCUGUAAUGUUUAUUUAUCUUGUGAAAUAAAUAUGUAUUUUAAUAUUUUUUAUAUGAGUACGUAGAUAGCCCUGUGAAAAUCAA